AUGCAGUUGUCUCCGCAGUCCAAGACACCAGACACUGUGCUGGAGUGGAAAUAUAUUUAUUUAGAUGGUAUAACCAGAAAGACAGACAACCUACUAGAGUCCAUUGACAAGUGCAGAAAUGUUGAGAAUAUCAGUGCAUCAAGUAACAUGCUAUCUUCUUUGCCACAGUCCAUAUCCAACCUGCCACACCUCACAGAGUUGAACCUCUAUAACAAUAUCUUCACUGCAUUUCCCAUAGUACUAUGUGGCUUGACUAACCUAAAAGUGCUGUGCCUGUCUGGUAACCUGCUUUCUGACAUACCAGUGGAUAUCAGCAGGUUGAAGGUUCUUGGAAUAUUUUACCUCAAUCACAAUGCCUUCACUACUUUCCCCAUAGCACUGUGUGGACUGACUAACCUAGUGGAGCUGUACCUGUCCGGCAACCAGCUAUCUGACAUACCAGUGGAUAUCAUCAGGAUGGAGGAGCUUAGUAUAUUCACCCUUGAAAGCAAUGCCUUCACUACAUUCCCCAUAGCACUGUGUGGCUUGACUAACCUAAGGAAGCUGUACCUGUCCGACAACCAGCUAUCAGACAUACCAGAGGAUAUCACGAGGAUGAAGGGGCUUAGAAUAUUCCGGCUCAGUAACAAUGCCUUCACUACAUUCCCCAAAGCACUGUGUGGCUUGACUAACCUAGUGGAGCUGUACCUGGCUGACAACCAGCUAUCUGACAUACCAGUGGAUAUCACGAGGAUGGAGGGGCUUAGAAUAUUCUGGCUCAAUAACAAUAUCUUCACUACAUUUCCCAUAAUACUGUGUGGCUUGACUAACCUAAUGCAUCUGUACCUGGUUAACAACCAGCUAUCUGACAUACCAGUGGAUAUCACCAGGUUGAUUAAACUUGAGAAACUUAUCCUGUAUUACAAUAACAUCACCCACCUGCCACCUCAGAUGAGGAGUAUGGAAAGUCUAACAGAUCUAGAUGUGGCAUAUAAUCCUCUGGUACAACCACCUAAAGAUAUUGCCAGUAGGGGACUAGAUGCUAUUAAGAGGUAUUUGGAUGCAUUAGCUGACACCAAGGCAAUCCAGUCAAGUAGAAUACAGAUCAACUUUCUUGGUGAAACAGAAGCAGGAAAAACUAGCAUUUCACGUACACUGCAACUCGGAACGUCAGCCCUCACAAAGAUGGCAGACAGGACAAGAGUGGUGGAGCAGGGAACAUGGGAGGCUGAUGAAGAUAUUGGUUUCAAUAUCAAUGACUUUGGUGGACAUGAUGUCUACAAAAUAGGACACCCUAUUUUUAUAUCCAAUCGUGGUUUGGUUUUAAUCACUUUCAACCUGUCUACAUACGAUCCAGAAAAGGAGGGUCAUUAUCAGCUGCACAUUGGAGACUGGAUUGACAAGGUGCAAGCACAGAUGCCAGGGAUACAAAUAGCACUAAUUGGAACUCAUCUUGAUAGGGUCUCAACCCCACAUGUAGAAAGAAAAUGCUCUGCAAUAACCAGGCAGCUUGAAGACCAUGCAAAUGAAAAGAAAAAGUGGUAUCAAGCACAAAAGGAGACAUGUGAGAACAAAUUGAAAGAAAUAACCGAAGCCCAAGAGUCUCUCCACCAGGCCUACCAAAGCAAAGCAGCUCAUCUGCAGACCUUGUACGGUCAAAUUAAACCCAUCAAUUGGCAUAUUUUUAAAGUGAGUUCAGAAACCUAUGAAGGAGUUCCAGAGCUGAGAGACUACCUCGUUUCUUUUGCCAGGACAAGUGCUGAAGUUUUGCCAGGAAUGUGGGUGGAUGCAGCCAAGAAUAUCUGCACAAAGAAAAUUGAAGGCUCUGAAAACACACUUGGCUGGGAGGUGAUUGAAGACCUCAUUCUGCUAAAUGCACCUAUACCAUGGAGAGAGAAAAAUUCAAGGGAGGAAAAAGACAGAAUGAUUUGUGACAUCUUAACUUUCCUAGCUCACCGUGGAGACAUAAUAUGGUUUGAUAGAUGCCCUUCACUAAUGAAAGUUGUUUUCCACAAACAAGAGGUUCUUGUGAAUGUUCUCAAAGCAGUCCUCACACAUGAUCAAGGUGAAGUAUCACAGAAGCUCCAGAAGUCCAUGAAGAUUACAAGAAGGAAAGCACUCAUAAUAGAAGAAGAAAUCUUCAGCAGAGGAAUUGUUUCUAAACAAGCUAUGAGCUGCCUAUGUGAGCCUUUCAAAUUGUCGACCACUGAAGUUGAUGCCAUGACAGAACUCAUGAAGAAACUGAAACUGUGCUAUCAAGUCCAGGAAGAUGAAUCCCUUCCAUCCAAUACCUCAUUCCACUUUCCAUGGCUGCUCACUGAAGAAAGACAACCUGAGCUAGACACCAAAUGGCCCAGCAAGGUUCCCCCAGACACCACACAACUUACCCUGCAGGUUUUCGUUCCAUAUAGAUGUCCAGAUGGCUUAUAUGAGAAAUUUUCUGUCCAUCAGCACAAGCACCUUGGACUUUUGAAGACCCUGCGAAUGGAUUGGAAGGAUGGAGUAUAUGCAGAACUUGAGGGAUGCAAAAUGCAGGUGACACGGGAACAAAACCAGACAAAUCCUGAUGCAGUCAGCCAAGAUCCAGACUGGGUUAUCAGCAUUGCUGUCCGUGGAUCACGUCUCUUAGACAUGUGGCGUGUUCUCACACAAGGCCACAGUGACCUCAUGGACAUCAUUAACGAGGACUGGCCUGGGCUGUCAUAUGACAAGUACCUGGUGUGUCCCCACUGUGUGAGUGAGGACAGUGAGCACCCAACCCUCUUUCCUGGAGAGAUACUUGACCAAGUCAUUGGAAAUUCUUCAAAACCAAGACAGGUGCCAUGUGUCAAUACUGGUGUCUCCAUUCCUGCAGACCUGGUCUACCCACCACACCUGGCCAUGAGCUGGCAGGAAGUUUUGCUCAAAGAAAAUCCAAAGCUAUGUGAAAACAUCACAGAACCUUGCCUCCUGGACAUGUUGAAUAUGUUCCUCCAAGAAGGCAUUAUCACCGACCGUGAAGCAGAGACAGUGAAAACUGAGCCCUCAACUGACAGGGUGAAAUGUCCAAAAAAAGUUGCAGUAUUCUUGGACAUUCUAAUCAAGAAAUGUGACGGGGCACAUGUUACACUGUGUCAAUGUCUUCAGGAACAAGGACAAACUGAUCUUCUUGAAUUGAUCCAGUAA
Messenger RNA from Lingula anatina, 3144 nucleotides. RefSeq names its product malignant fibrous histiocytoma-amplified sequence 1 homolog. NCBI's taxonomy places the organism in Eukaryota, Metazoa, Brachiopoda, Lingulata, Lingulida, Lingulidae. The record is from RefSeq and is a predicted model, not a curated record.